This is a messenger RNA of Rotaria socialis, 1149 nucleotides long. Lineage: Eukaryota; Metazoa; Rotifera; Eurotatoria; Philodinida; Philodinidae. The record is from the annotation of a GenBank genome assembly.
AUGUGUACUUGUCACACUUACUUUAACUCGAAAGUGGUUUCCUUUGAGAUAUCACCGACUGCCGGUGUUCUCGAAUUUCAUCAGAAGCUUCCGUUGUACAAGCCAACUCGUCUCGUAGGAGCUCCCGAGGCAGCUAAGCGCCUAGGCGUACGGCAUGUAUGGGUUAAAGAUGAGUCAAGUCGAUUCGAAUUACCAGCCUAUAAAAUUCUCGGAGCAUCAUGGGCAACAUAUCGUGAGUUGGAGACUUGUUUCGGUCCUUUCCACCCGUGGUCUAAUCUCGAUGAAUUAAAAGUACAAUUGAAGGAUACCGAUAUAACUCUCGUCGCUGCUACUGACGGAAAUCAUGGUCGAGCUGUAGCACGCAUGGCUAAAUGGCUUGGACUCAAAUCACGCAUUUUCGUUCCAGAUGAUAUGGUAGAAGCUCGAAGAGAAGCAAUUAAAGACGAAGGAGCUCAAGUAGAAAUCGUUCAUGGAACAUAUGAUGAUGCUGUGGCAAAAUCAGCUCACAUAUCAGGUGACAAAUAUCUUGUUAUCAGCGACACAGCAUGGGAAGGCUACGAACGUGUACCUACUUGGAUUGUUGAAGGAUAUGGAACGAUAUUUACAGAAGUCGAUGAGCAACUACGAACACUCGGAAUGGAGCAGCCCCAUGUAGUAGCAGUACAGAUGGGUGUCGGAUCUCUUGCAGCCUCUGUCAUUCGUCACUAUCGUUCGUCGAAUCAUACAACACGUAUUCUCGGUGUUGAACCAACACGUGCUGCAUGUGUACUUCGUUCACUAGAAGCAGAUGAGCUCAAAGAAGUACCGGGUCCACAUAUAUCGAUAAUGGCCGGUCUCAAUUGUGGCAAACCAUCUCCACUUGCAUGGCCUUUCCUACGCAAUGGUCUGAGUGGGUCCGUGGCAAUUGAUGACAGUUUUGCAGAGAAAGCCAUGUGUCUAUUGGCACAAGAUGAAAUAAUAUCAGGAGAGUCCGGAGCAGCCGGUUUAGCUGGCCUCUUGGCUUUAUUUUCUGAAAGAACUGAUGCAGAUAAGGCAUCUCAGAUAUUUGGCAUCGAUCAAAAUAGUAGUAUCCUGAUCAUCUCAACUGAAGGUGCAACUGAUCCGCAAUCGUAUAUUAGGAUUGUUGACAGUGCAUCCAAGACAUGUUGA